Manduca sexta (tobacco hornworm) is the source of this 2952-nucleotide messenger RNA. RefSeq lists its product as uncharacterized. The transcript is spliced from 10 exons. Gene Ontology annotation, molecular function: cobalamin binding. Bases 112 to 1524 code for a protein of 470 amino acids. The record is from RefSeq and is a predicted model, not a curated record. Gene Ontology annotation, biological process: cobalamin transport. Lineage: Eukaryota; Metazoa; Arthropoda; Insecta; Lepidoptera; Sphingidae.
UGUCGUGUGGACGCGUCGCGCGCGCCUCGCUCCGCCUCGAAGUUCUGCCAAAUUAAAAAUUUAGUGUUCUCAAUUCGAAAUUUAAAAUCCCGCCGCCAAUUGGCCUUCAAUAUGGACCACCGCUUCUUUUCAUCGCUAUGCGCCUUUCUACUAGUCGCAGCUGUUUGGGGUCAAACUGAAACCGAACAACCAACAACUGCGACCACCAAGCCCCCGCCUACAACCACCACGGUGGCUUCAACAAGCGUGGCUUGGGAGGCGGAGACACUGAACGAGGGCCAGGCCAUACAGAAGGCGCUGCAAUACCUCCUGCAGCACCGCCAGCCUGACUGGGGCUGGGGGAACGACACGCACCAGGUCAUGUUGACCCUGCAGUUGGCGAACAACACAGGGAAGGAGAUAGAACAACAAGGACUUGAGAUGCAAUUAUCUGCUAAGCAGAUGGAGAUCGAAAUACUGCUCAUGAUGUCCAAGCACCACGAGUCACCCCCACCAUUAGGCCGCCUCGCCGCCUACACUCUGGCUCUAGGCACUCUGUGCAAGGACCCUCGCUCGUUCCACGGACGGGACCUGGUCGCCGCUCUACUCCAUCGGGAACCCCCUCAUGACCUGGAGUUUGCGUACGCGACCCUCGCGGCAUGCUCCUCCGCGGCUCACGUGCGACGUCGUCACAUCCGACGCCUGCUAGACAUUGCGAAUGCGGCUGCUGACCAUAGCUUGGAUACCAUCUCCAUGGUGAUCUUGGCCCUGCGCUGCGUGGUACAGGACCAUAGACACCGCAGCCUCAUCCACUUCGUGCGCCGCCCCAUGGCCGGCCUGGCGCGGCAGCAGCACCCUGACGGCAGCUUCGGCAGUCUCACCACAACUGCCCUUGCUAUUCAGGCUCUGGAAGACUCGGACAGCGGUCCCGGCGCGCACCAGCACUGGAGCCUGCCCACCGCCAGGAAGUGGCUGCUCGAGCGGCAGAACCCCGACGGCGGGUGGGGCGACGUGGCCAUGACCGCUGCAGCGGUGGCAGCGCUCACUCCCGCCUCUCUAGCCGCUGUACGACCUCCGCAUUGCAGCGACAAACUGCUUGACAGCCGACAUGAACCUUUAGACAGCAACGGUGGCGACGGUAUUCUCAAACUGGCGUAUCAGUCAGGCCAGACGAGCAACGAGUCUGAUGCCAGGAACGUGUCCUUCACAUACACGCUGUGGCUCGGCACCAACGUCACUGAGAACUUCACACUGCACAUGGUGGCACCGAGGAACGUAUCAUUCUACCGCGUGAUGCAAAUGGCGGCUGAACAGAAUCCGAAGUUCAAGUUCGAGGCGAGCGAGUGGCCCAACGGUCACUAUGUGCACACACUAGCCGGUCACAAGGAAGAGCCGAUGGGCUACCACUACUGGCUGCUGUACCGCCUGCCCGAGAUACCCGACCCGAUGAGCCCGCCCGGCAACCAGCUCGUCGCGCCUGUCGGCGUGGACGAUCUCUUGGUCGAAGACGGAGAACACUACCUAUUUUGGUAUAAGAAAUUGUAAUUUCAUAUUAAAAACUCCUUAGAAUGAACCACUGUUCUUUAUAUCACGAUUCAUUUAGAUAAAAACAUAUAACCACUUUUGGUUAAAAACUUGGAUAUAAGAUUUUAUCGAUUUACCGCCUUUUUCAAUCAACGACCCCAAUCACUUUUUUUGUACAGAUCGUGAAAAUUGACCAAUCGGAGAAGGGUUUUUUGACAUACAUACUUUUUUUGGUUGAUCAAUUCUUGCGAUGGGAUCAAAUAUUAAGAUUGGGAUCGAUUAUUGAUAACGGUAGUUAGCAACAGUUGUCAAGUUCUCUGAAUAUAAAAUAGGAUUCUACGUUUCAUGAAAUAUUCGUAAUUUAAGUUUUUUAUCUAGAAACUUCUUUAGAUUAUUGGAUGUAAGUGUAUGCUGUGAGAAUAACCAAAGAUGUUUUUGGACUUCAUUAAAAAUUAAGUUUUAUUGUAAAUAAUUUUAAAGAGCACUGUGCGGACUGUAAUUUUAAUUAAGUUAUUUAAUAUUAUUUUAAUUAUGUACAACAGAACAUCUUUUAUAAAAAUAUUUUUCCUAAAUGGAAUUAUGUCUAACAAAAAAUAUUAUACAACUUUAUUCGCAUAAAUAUAAACUGUUUACUUCAGUAAGUAUUUUAUAUAAAUCGUUCGCAAAUGUUUCUCGCUGAAACUUAAAUCUCUGUGUUAUUAUAUCUUUAUUUACUUAAAUAUGCCUAUGCAAUAAUCUUUAAAUUCGUAAUGUUGGUAUUUUUGCGCGGUUGUUUUUCACUUCAGUUCGGAUAGGUAAAAAUCUCUACGUAUUAACUACGUCAGUAAUCCCAAAAUCUUGUUGAGAGGUUUUAGAUUUCUCAUCUAAAAAACUAUUACAGCUAUUCGGAGCCAAUUUAACCCAUAGGCAAGGACCAUAUUGAAUCCGUGGCAGAAAUACCGACAUAUUUGUCAUAUCUACGCAUUGUAAUAGUUUAGAUGCAUGUAAGAUAGCUGUUUAGAUUCUUCGUGUUACAGUAAGCAAUUUACGAUUUAAUGAUAUUUAAUCUUUAGGCCGAGUCGACGGAACUAAUUAUUUUGAAACUAUGUAAUCGACUUUUAUACUUAUAUCUAAUUAUAAGAACGUACUUUACAUAUUUUAGUUUAUUAUUACUAUACCAUAAAUCAUUUUUAUUACGCACAAUAUAUCUUACGUAUUUAAUUUUCGACGCCAUCUUAAUUUUGUGUUUUUUAUAAAAUGGCGUCUCUUUUCUAACCUAAAAAAAUGUUUUUACUCCCAUAGACUCGGCAAUUCUGUUCUAGUUAUUGACAAUUAUAAUCUCAAAACCAUAGUGUUAUAUUUAAAUUUAAUCAUUUUAGACGAGACUGAGCGACUCAAGCGAUCUGAGAUGUGCGAUAGUGUAAACAUUUUUAUUGUAACUAUUGAAUGGUUCUUAAUAAAUUAAAAAAU